Peronospora matthiolae is the source of this 951-nucleotide messenger RNA. The record is from the annotation of a GenBank genome assembly. NCBI's taxonomy places the organism in Eukaryota, Oomycota, Peronosporomycetes, Peronosporales, Peronosporaceae.
AUGGACACCACUUCGCAACGAGGUGCCAGUCCUUCUGUCAACACGUCGCAGGAAGAGCGAGACCGCAGUGUGUUGCGUCUUGCUCCUGAGAAGAAGGCAUGGAUGCCUCCCAAAUCCGUCAUGGAUCACUUGUCGGCGACGACGAGUGAUCGUUAUCGAACACGGUUGUUCGAUUCGUCAAGGAUCCAUCACCUUGACCCCAGUGCGAAAGACUAUCGAACUGAGACCGAUUUCUUCAUCGAUGCUUUCUUUAGACAUCGAUGGUACAGUGGGAAUCACAAACGUGAUGGUCCCUCACUACUUCAGGCGUGGAACUCCUACAUCCAUAACCUCGAGGAUGUAGGUCGUGACGCUUGGAACGACAAACUUAUCAAAGCUCGCGAUAAGUUUGAAAAGCGAACCCCGACAGGUGCACGCUACAAGCUGCAUCGUCUGUCAAGGGAGAAAGGAUUACCCUGCCUCUCUUGGGGAGACUUGUGCCCAUGUUGUGUGAACAACUCUGCACGAGCACCUCAGGAGGCUUACCUCCUUACUAGCCCGUGGUGGCGCGUACGUAUCUCUAGUGAGAUGUACGAAGGGAUUGACAACCUAAAAUCACUUUACGACCCUGCCGGGAAGACCUUCUCCGGCGGUCCUUCUUUGGCACAGGAUGUGCCGCGUCGUACUGCUCAACCAGACCCAGUACGUCAACCAUCAGUUGGGAGCGGGGCUCCCAAGCAUCCCAGGACGGGGGAUAGCCGCGCCACCGGACGAGAUAACUCGUCCGACGUCCGUUCACGUCGCGGUGGUUCAACAGCUGUUCAACUAGAUAGCGCUGGCCACCGCGAGAGUCCUCUAAUGGAGGUGGAGGAGGAGGAAAGACACUCUCCACACGAUCAUGUGGAUCCGUGUGUUCCCGAGAGCUUCUUUGAUCGCGUAACGCAAAGGGUUACGCGACGAUCUCGAACAUGA